This is a messenger RNA of Menidia menidia (Atlantic silverside), 1116 nucleotides long. The record is from the annotation of a GenBank genome assembly. Lineage: Eukaryota; Metazoa; Chordata; Actinopteri; Atheriniformes; Atherinopsidae.
AUGAACUUUGUCCGUGGCUUGUGGGCUGACAUGUCUGUGGAGGAGCAUUUCAGCGUAACCUCAGAGGAUGGUGGGGCUUCACAUGUCAAUCUCUCGGUGGGAUUCUGGGACUCCGCCGCGGAGCAGCACCAGUACAGCAUCUGGCUCCCCGGCGUGGGGAUCGCGGCGGUCUAUGGGAUCAUUAUCGUCGUGGGUCUGGUGGGAAACGUCGCCCUGAUGAAGACCUGCCUGCUGGUGAAGUCCAUGCGCACCGUGCCAAAUCUGUUCCUGUCCAGCCUGGCUCUGGGGGACGUGCUGCUGCUGGUGACCUGCGCCCCGGUGGAUGCCAGCCGCUACCUGGUGGACCAGUGGCUCUUCGGCCGCGUGGGCUGCAAACUGAUCCCGUUCAUCCAGCUGACCUCGGUGGGAGUGUCCGUGUUCACUCUCACUGCGCUCUCCGCUGACCGGUACAAAGCUAUCGUCAAACCGCUGGACAUCCACCGGUCGAGCGCCACGCUGGGCAUCAGCGCGCGUGCGGGGGCCAUCUGGCUGCUGUCGGGGACCCUGGCCGUCCCUGAGGCCGUUUUCUCUGACCUGCACACCUUCACCACCAGCCACACCAACGAGACGUUCGUCACCUGCGCGCCCUUCCCGCACGUCGGGGCGCUGCAUCCCAGGAUCCACUCCACCGCCUCCUUCCUCAUCUUCUACAUCAUCCCUCUGCUCAUCAUCUCCGUGUACUACUGCUUCAUCGCGCGCAGCCUGGUCAGGAGCUCCGCCAACAUCCCGGCAGAGGGUCAGCUGCACCUCCACAAACAGGUCAAGUCCAGGAAGCGCCUGGCCAAAACGGUCCUGGUGUUUGUGGGCCUGUUUGCCGUCUGCUGGCUCCCCAGUCACGUGAUCUACCUGUACCGCUCCUACCACUACGGCCAGGUGGACACGUCGCUGGGCCACUUCGUCGCCAGCGUGUGCGCCCGCGUCCUGGCCUUCACCAACUCCUGCGUCAACCCCUUCGCCCUGUACCUGAUGAGCAAGAGCUUCAGCAAGCACUUCAGGAAGCAGCUGCUGUGCUGCAGCUCGCCCGGCUCGCGUCUGCACAGCCAGAACAGCGGCAGCACCAACGUAACCACCGCCUGA